ACUAAGCAAUAUGGCGGGGAAUAUGGAACAGGAACUGUCAGAAGAAAUUCACCAAGAAUAUCAAGAUAUCUAUGCAUUAAACGAUCCAAAUAAUGACAUCAUCGGUGAGACUGGGAAUUUCGCACUUGACGUUCAACCGGUUCCUCACAGUCGUAAACAUUCUAAGGCGUGGAAGCUCAACUAUCUGGAAGCAGCCAUAUACCUCCAAGAAGGUGAGAACAAUGUUAAAUUCUACACCCACCCUAGAAGCCAUGAGGCUUUGCCUGCAUACCAGAUUGCUCACAAUAGAUGGUUCCAUGUUCUGGACCUUGGAGCAGCAGUGCUCGUACUUCUGCUGGCAGCGUGUGAGAGACCGGCUGUUGACUUUCUGAGACUACCAGUAGGGGUGCAUGGUUCCCUAGAGAUUUUGCUGUUACUGGUUCUCAGUCUAGAACUUGGUAUAAGGAUGAAAUGGUUGGGCUUGAAAGUGUAUUUCCACCAUCCUAGAACUGUUAUGAAGACAUGUAUGUUGUGUAUAAUGCUGAUAGAGGCAGUUGUCGUGUUGAUACGUCAGACCAACCAUUUCCGUGUCACUCGGGCAUUGAGGCCAAUAUUUCUGCUCAAUUCUCAUUAUUGUAGAGGAGUUAGACGAAUUGCACGUCAGACGCUGCAGUCGCUGCCUCCUAUAUUUGAUAUGUUAGUACUGUUGCUGUUUAUAAUGCUGAUAUUUUCUAUCUUAGGAUAUUAUCUAUUCUCCACUGUGCCAAAUAAUCCUUAUUUUGGAACAUUAAAGGACAGUUUUAUAAGUUUAUUUAUUCUUCUUACCACUGCAAAUUAUCCAGAUGUUAUGUUACCAGCCUACAAUGAUAGCAGGUUCUCAGCACUGUUCUUUAUAGUUUACCUCGCUAUAGAAUUAUACUUUAUAAUGAACUUGUUUCUGGCUGUGGUGUAUGACACUUUCUCAGGGUUUGAGAAGAAAAAACUACGUAAACUCUUCUUCCAUAAACGGGAAGGCUGUCGCCUUGCAUUUAAGCUUCUAGCCACUAGAAAGGAACAGAAGCUGAUCACCCUGAGAGCAUUUAUGGGCCUUCUGGAAUACUUCAGACCUAACCUUAGUAGAAAAGAUGGCUAUUUGAUGUUCAAGGCUUUAAAUACAAAGAAGAAUGGAAAACUAAGUUUAGAAGAAUUCUACGAAAUAUAUGACUUCUGUGAUCUAAAAUGGAAGUCAACCUCUGUGGAGGAGGAAUUAUGGUCUUCUAACUUCAGACAUCCAUGUAACAGGAUUUUUAAAGAUCUGCAUUGGUUUGCUACUUGGAAAUGGUUUGACAGAGUAAUAUAUUUGAUUAUAUCAGCCAACUUUAUAUCUAUACUGGUGGAGACGAUACAGUUCUCAAUGAAGGGGAUGUCAGUCAGCUCUCAUACAUAUAAUCUGUCUUAUACAUCUAUUGCCUUUGUUUGUGUAUAUUGUGUUGAAGCUAUGAUAAAGAUAUUAGGGAAAGGUCCUCUUGAAUAUUUUACAAAUGGUUGGGAUAUAUUUGAUUUCCUGGUGACAAUACUCAGUCUAGCCGGUAUUUUAGGAGAGGCCUACUAUGACAGUUUCUAUUAUGUUACGGUGCUUAGACCAUUUAGACUGUUGAGAUUAUUCAAGAUUAAAAAGAGGUAUAGAGAUGUAUUGGGAACUUUGUUUAUGCUGAUGAACAGAUUGUCAGGAUUGGUGAUAGUGAUUAUAUUGGUGUAUUAUUUCUUUGCCAUCAUUGCCAUGGAAGUUUAUCUGAAAACAGAUCUUACAAACUGCUGCAAGAACACAAGUGUAGAAUCCUACUAUGCAAGGACAAACACAUCUCAGGGUUACUAUUACCUCAACAACUUCGAAGACAUCUUCAUCUCGGGAGUGACAUUAUUUGAGUUGACUGUAGUGAACAACUGGUAUAUUAUAAUGGAAGGGUAUGCUCACCAUGUCAGUGAGUGGUCACGUGCCUACUUCAUGAGCUUUUAUAUCGUUAUGAUGGUUGUGAUGAACAUAGUGGUUGCAUUUGUCCUCGAGUUGUUUUUAUUCAGAAUUACGUACAGGAGAACAAUGAAUCUGGAAGAUAUUGAUGAUCACCUGAAGUUAACCAAGGAGAUAAGUCUGAGUGUGGAAGAGAAACAUAUGUGUGAUAAUCAAGACCUGAUUAUGACAGGCAAUUAUAUCAUCAGUCAGGCAAACUCUUCUGACAUUUCUACACCUCUGUUAUACAGAGGGGAGAGAACUCGAAGUAAAGAAGAUUUCAGUUUAAGAAUGUACCAGGAUGAAGUGAAGUCGUGGGUGGAGGAAGAAUCUGCCGAGAGAGAGGAAGUUAUUCAUGGACUUGAGGAAAUGAGACGAAGCCGUAGAUCUACGGCUAACUCACAUAAUGGAAUUAUGUAAUUGAAAGACACGAGCUUCAGGGUCCAGGGAGCUUGUAAGACAAAACCAAAGGUUUAUGGUUAAGACUUGAAAAAAAGAACUUGUAUAGAUAAGUGCUGUUGCAGGCUAGUUUCUGAAGAUAUUUCAGCUUCCUGAUUAACUGACACCACUUAAUUAUCAGAAAAUAGCACUUCAGAUGUUGCCUAACGACUUGUGUUCAUAUCUUGUAUACUCCGUGUGUAGGCCCGUAUUGUAUAUUUGUUUUAAAAUAUGCAUUAUUUUUUAAUUUAAGAUGAAAUAUCAUUGACUUUUAUUGGACUGUUUCAUUUUAAUUCUGCAACAGAAUUUCAAGCAAUAUUGUGAUACUAACAUGUGAUAAUUAUUUUUGUCAUUUUUGUUUUGUCAUAUUUUAUAUGAAAUGUUGUACAUUUGCUUUUUUCUUUUUAAAUUAUGUUAAAUGUAUAUAAUGUACAUAAAGUGCUUAACAUGUUGUGUUAAUUGAAGUAACAUGACAAUAUUACAUUGUGUGUAAUUUUUAAUAGAUUCUUUUAAAGCCAGGAAGCUAAAACUUUAUUUAAAUGUUGCAGCGUGUAAGGAACAAAUUUGAAAUUGUUUGGUGAAGCAUCUUUUUGUUCAGCAGUCUGUGUUUUAUUGGGAGGCAAUCAUGUACAGCUUUUCAGUAUACUAGUAUUACUGUAGUUUGAGUUUAGUACUUGUUAUAAUAACAUUCAAAAUGGUCACAUUUUAGUACUUGUUAUAAAAAAAUCAUAUUAUAUUGUCAUUUCAUGUGCUUUGUGUCCAAGACAUUUUUAUUUUAAAUGUGCUUAUAGGGAAGAGUGCUUUGCCAUAAAAGUUUGUUUAAUUUGUUAGCCACUAUGAAUUUGCAGUUAUUGGAUUUAAAUACAAAGUUUGUUGUUCCUCCAUGUUGAAAUAAGUUGGGUACAGAAAGGGAGAUAACUUGAAAAAAGUAGAGUCACAUUCAUGUGAACUGUCCAAUCUUUCAUUGAAACAGUGUCAGUAAAUUUUGGAGUUAUGUUGUGAACAAGGAAGGAUUAAAGUACAAAAGGGAGAUAAUUUGAAAACUUAAAUGGAGUUAUGGUUCUUGGGCACUGCACUUCCUCUUAGUGUCUGUUUAUAUUUUCCCCAGAAUGCAGUUUUCAAGGGCAAAUAACUCUCUUUUUUUUUUCAAUACCGGUGACCUAAUAAAUCUUUUUUCAAUACCAGUGACCUAUGAUUUUAUUGCAUAUUUUUGUUUCCUAGAUGAUUCUCUUUCAGUGUCCAAAGAUUUAAGAAACUCUAUUAUUGGGAAAAUUUCACCCAAAUUCUAGCAUGCACCUUUAAAUGUCUUCUGUAUUUCUGUAGUUAUACUCUGGACAGUCAAAGAAUACAAAGGACUUUAAGUAAAGGAUAUAAAACCACAGUUUAUGUAAUUUCCAUGUUGGUAUAAAAUACAUUGUUGUGUUAAAAGUAUGGGUUAUGGCCUUAAUAGACAUUCCACAAAAAGAAACAUACUUGACCAUGAUCUAUUUCUCGGACAAAAUUCGACACACAGGCCUGAUAAACAUAUUUUGAUAACAUCAUGUUAUGAUUAUAUUACUAUUUGUUUUGCCUUUUUGAAUGACUUCUAUAUGUGACUUGGUUAAUGUAAAUUUUAACAUUUUGCCCGCUGAAUUUCUAAAAUGGAAUGGUCCAUCUUUCAAUUUGGGCAAUACCAUUUAUUAUUCGAAGGGUUGUUCUGUGAAAAUUUACUGACUGAAUAGCUAACAGUGCAGACCAUGAUCAGCUUGAAUGGACAUGAAAAGGUUGAAUCGCUUUCCACCAGCAGGCUAAAGGUUAAACACCUGUUUUUGCCAAGUGUAGACUGUACACAUAUGAAUUACAUGUACUGGUCUUGAUAACCAUGUGGUUAUUGCUGCAAUAUGUGCAAUUCAUUGUUAAAUGUUGAGAGACAUUUUUCUCAUCUGUUCCCACUUUCUUUGCAUGUCUGUUUUGUAUGUACUCUAAUCUGUAGAUUGGAUAUUAUUAUAUUUUCAAUGAACAUUGGCCCCCGAUUUAAAAUCAAAUACAUGCAGAAAAAUAGUCUUACUUACAGUUUUCAUUCGUACUGAUGUUUGAUUUUUGAAGAUAGAAAUAUCAUGUCAAGAAAAAAAAGAAAGGUAUUAGUUCUCGCAAUACCACUACGAGUAACAUAUGGGAUAUUUCAGUAAUGACAGCAUAUUAUGGACUUGUCACAUAAUUAGCAUGUUUGUAUAAUUAUGCAAUGGCUGGAAUGAUUCGGCCUAUUUAAUAUAUUAAUUACAUACCAGUAACAGUACCAUAGUAACUAAAGGUUAUUAGCUUUGUAUCGGGAAAUAUGCAGAGUUCUUCAGCGGAAAUAUUGCGCGACUUUAGGAGCGCAAUAUUCUUCCACUGAAGAAUGAGUGCAUAUUUCCUGAUGCAAAGAUAAUAACCUUUUUAUUACAUACGCAUCUACAUGUAUAAAUAUUAUGUAAAAAUCAUGAAUAUGUUCAAUAGCCUAUGUAGGAUUGACAAUACUAACUAAAUAGAAAAAAAUAGUGCAACAACACACACUGAAUUACGUCAUGCACCCAUAAUGAAAUUCAGGCGUCGGUGUAUGGAAAAAUAUUGACGUUUUCGAUAGCAGUGGAACUUAAAGGGGAAUAGUAACGAGUAUGUAAUAUGGUUGUUUUUGCUCAUAAUACCUGCAAGUGUGACAAGGAAAUUGAAAGAGGCCUGUAUUGGUUCUUCCCAGGGAAGCUGGCUUCACGUGUAUCGGUGCUAUACACCGGGCACAUUAAAGAACCAGACUGUCUAUUCGCAAAGAGCUAGGCUAAGUUAGCCGGACCGGCCUGUAUCUAAAAAGGAUUUCUCUGUAUCUGUUCUGUGGGCAUUAUCUCACUCUGUCUCUCUGGUCAGAUCACUCUGUGUCUGUGCUAGUAGAGGAUAAUUUCGCACCCUGUGUGGCUGCAUUUGCUAUAUGUAAAGCGCCUUUGAAUGUGUUUAUCAUGAAAAGGUCGCUAUAUAAAUCUGGUAUAAUAAUAAUAAAUACAGGCAGGCGUAAAUAUUUAGGACAAGUUUGGAAACAUUUGUCGGAAGAUAAUAUGAAAAUACAGCUGUUGACAUAAGACUUUGAAAUUAAGGAACUAAAAUAUUACAGUAUACCAAUUACUUGAAGUAGUUUUGGUGAUGCAGAUUUACUGUAGAUUUGGUGAUUUUCACAAUGGUUUUUUUUUUCAGUACCAUUUAAAAUCAAUGCCGUAAAUUCAAAAAAUCCAAAAUAAAACGCCUUUUGUAAAUUGUUAACAUCGUGAACACAAGAUCACUAAAUAAAGCUUCCGCAAAUAUCACUUGGUCUACAGUAUCAGAAGUUGCUAUGAAUUUAUUGAUAUUUUGUUACAGAAGAAUGUCUAUCUGUAUUAAAUAGGCAUAACCCAUUGGUGCAAUAAUUCUGAAACUUGUUUAUUCUAUGCCUUCUAUUAUGAUGAUUUACCAGGGUUAUGUUAAUUAUUGUCUGAAGCUAUAUAUGUUAACAUUAUAAUACGAAGGAAAGAGAAUAGAAGUAUUAUAGGAGAGAAUAAAAAUAAAGAUUUUUA
This is a messenger RNA of Mercenaria mercenaria, 5958 nucleotides long. RefSeq names its product two pore channel protein 1-like. Gene Ontology annotation, cellular component: endosome membrane; lysosomal membrane. The record is from RefSeq and is a predicted model, not a curated record. Gene Ontology annotation, molecular function: voltage-gated channel activity; monoatomic ion channel activity. Gene Ontology annotation, biological process: monoatomic ion transport; transmembrane transport. The transcript is spliced from 25 exons. Lineage: Eukaryota; Metazoa; Mollusca; Bivalvia; Venerida; Veneridae. Bases 11 to 2386 code for a protein of 791 amino acids.